Messenger RNA from Phaeoacremonium minimum UCRPA7, 1626 nucleotides. RefSeq names its product putative glucan synthesis regulatory protein. Gene Ontology annotation, cellular component: mating projection tip. Lineage: Eukaryota; Fungi; Ascomycota; Sordariomycetes; Togniniales; Togniniaceae. Gene Ontology annotation, biological process: cell wall biogenesis; regulation of fungal-type cell wall biogenesis. The transcript has 3 exons. The record is from RefSeq and is a predicted model, not a curated record. Bases 1 to 1626 code for a protein of 541 amino acids.
AUGGCGUCCUCCUUCGGCUCAGCUUUCCGUUCGUUCUGGCACACGAUGACCAGCUAUGACCGACAUUCUACCUACGAUUCACCGUACCGAACAGGCCGACAUGUCCCCCUUGGCCAGGGAGGAAGGAUGGGUGUUCUCACCUCAGUCGCGACGGCAUCGGAAUCAAGAGCCGACAUCACCUCGCCCUACACAGACGAGACCGGGAGGUUCUCUUCAUCUGCAUUAGACAACAAUGCAACCGCGUAUCAAGGUGCGGGUGGUUCUCCCGUGCUGCCGAUGAGCCCUGGUUCGGGCAGACCUUACUCCCCCGGUCUGCGUUCUCUGAAUGCCCGCUCCAACACGAAUGACGGCUUCGAGACGCAUAGUCCUGCUGGUGAAAUUCCAAUGCAGUCCUUUCAAGAUGGCCUCCCUCCUCCGCCACCCGUGAGCCACACCUGGAGCCGUAUCGAUGCAUGGUGCGAAGAGAACUACCCAGAGCUUUUUGACCAAUUAGGCGAAGGAUGCACCGUUAACGACAUCAACGAGCUGGAGCACCAACUUGACUGCUCUUUACCUCAGGAUGUUAGGGAGUCUUGGCAGGUACAUGACGGACAAGAAAUCGGCGGCAUUCCCACGGGUAUCAUCUUUGGAUCCAUGUUGCUCGACUGCGAAGAAAUUGUCCGCGAAUGGGACCAGUGGCGGAGAGUGAAUCAGGAGUUCCUCCUGGAGACAAAUGUGGUGAAGCCCGCGGUGCCGUCGAAAGCAUUUGGCGGGAGUAACGAGGCUUCGUCUUCAAAGGCCGCUCCAAGUCCGACCUCGCCCAAUAACCCUCAUUGGAGACAAGACCUCCUCGCCCGCCAGGACUGCGUGCCCCCGAACGCCAUUCAAAAAGCCUACGCUCACCCAGGCUGGGUUCCUUUGGUUCGCGACUGGGGCGGUAAUAAUCUGGCUGUGGACCUGGCGCCUGGUCCCGCUGGCCAUUGGGGUCAGAUCAUCAUGUUUGGUCGAGACUACGAUACCAAGUACGUGGUUGCCCGCUCGUGGGCGGCCUUCGUAGCUCUGGUCGCGGAUGACUUGAACAGCGGUAAAUGGUUCAUUGAUGAGGACACCAAUGAGCUGAAACUGCGUGAGUUUAAGGCAACUCGUGUCGAGCCAGCUUACUUCGAUAUUCUGCGAUGGCGAAUGGAUCAGAAGUACGGUCGCCGCGCUGCCAAGAGGAGAUCCAUGGCUCCUGGCGGCGCCUCCUCUCCUACCGGCUCCGCAUCACCGUAUGCCAGUCCGACCGAACCGGGCGGCGAGAUUCGUGGUCGACAACUGCAACGUCUGAGCAACAGCUCUCCCUUGGCCAGCCCUAACCGCCCUGGCUACGGUAAACCCAGCCCGCUUGCCCGAGUCACCGAGGAAAUAGCGAUUCCGGAAGCUGCUCUGUCAAAUGGCGUGAAGAAGCCUGAAAAGUUGGUAGAAGUUGAGACCCCACGACCAAGUGAGGAUGGAGUGAAGGCGCCAAGGCUUGCGUUGCUGACCAAGCGGGAGUCUGGCCUGAAUGGUCAACUUGUGGCAUCCGAUGAUGGCGAGGCUCUUUCUCCCAAGGCGAAUGGCAAGAAACCUAUCACCAUCGAGGAGGCCAUGAAGGAAAUUGAGAUCUGA